Spodoptera frugiperda (fall armyworm) is the source of this 1264-nucleotide messenger RNA. Its product is annotated as malate dehydrogenase-like. Gene Ontology annotation, cellular component: cytoplasm. The transcript has a single exon. Gene Ontology annotation, biological process: carboxylic acid metabolic process. Lineage: Eukaryota; Metazoa; Arthropoda; Insecta; Lepidoptera; Noctuidae. The record is from RefSeq and is a predicted model, not a curated record. Gene Ontology annotation, molecular function: L-malate dehydrogenase (NAD+) activity. The coding region runs from base 164 to 1162 and encodes 332 amino acids.
CACAUCGAAGACUAUGAUCUAAAAUGAAAUGUCAAAUAUUAUUUCGAAACAUGUGAAACAUUUUGAAACACUAAAUCAAAAAACUAGCCAUAAUAACCAAAAUGUGAUAUAAAGUAAGGUUGAGAAUGGAAAUUUAAAGUGACAGUAAAAAUAAUCCCACAAAAUGAACAAGUUACUGUCCAAAAACCUUUUUCAACUAUUCACAACAUCCAAAAGACAUUAUCAAGUCACUGUGGCUGGCGGGGCGAGCGAUGUCGGUCAAACACUGUGCUUGUUGCUACGGACAGAGCCCGCUAUCACCAGACUCGUAAUACAUGAUUCUAAGGCACAUACACCAGGGGUAGUCUUAGAUGUGUCACACAUACCCGGCGAGGUUCAAGUACAAGGGUAUACAGGAGAUGACACUCUAGACCUAGCUCUGAAAAAUGCUCACGUCGUAAUUGCGGCCGGUGGACUCGUACGAAAGCCGGGCAUUCCUGAAAAAUUGUGGCUGUCAAAUAACACAGCUUUCAUCAAAACAUUAUCGAUGCGAGUAGCCAAAAUGAAUCCUGCCCCAUUCCUGGGUAUAAUUACGGAGCCUAUUAAUUGCCUCGUACCGAUAGCGACAGAAGUGUUGACAAAUAACGGAACCUAUGACCCAAGGAAACUUUUCGGCAUAACUGGAGUAGAUGCUUUGCGCGCUCAAACAUUGUAUGCUGACGAGAACAACAUAAGCGCUCGCAACUGUAUAGUGCCUGUGAUCGGCGGGCAUUCUGAAAACACACUUAUUCCUCUGCUCUCUCAAAGCCAUCCAGCUUCACCGACUUUAGACGCUAAAAUGUCACAAGAUUUUACUUUAAAGUACCGUAAGUUUGACGAAAAAAUAAUAAAUGCUAAAAGGGGACAUUCACCUGUUCUCUCAGUUGCAUACAGCGCUUUGCUUUUCACUCGCAGUGUGCUAAACGCUCUAGACGGUCGGCGAGCUAGAGUACAUGCUUUCAUAGAGAAUAACGACUUUGGCACGGCUUACUUUGGAGGACUUGUAGAUAUCAACAACGAAGGAGUCAAAGAAAUGAUAAGGUAUACAACUCUCACGGAAUAUGAAUGCCACUUAUUAGAACAAAGCUUCCAAGAGUUGCGCAAAGAUGUGUUAAAAGGAAAGAAAGUUUUAGAAUUAACUUAAAUAAAAUUAAGUCAUAACAAAAAUAGUAAAAAAUAUUUAGGUACACGUAGAAAUAAAGUAACAAAUUGUCUAAAAUAGUAAAUCAAUAAAACGUUUAACCAA